GACACGGGGGGGUAAACAGUGGUCAGCUGACUGGCUGAGCAGCAGAAGUGUGUCUCAUUAUGUGCUCAUAUACGCCCCUCCACGCCCUCAUCUCUCACUACUUCUGAGAGAACCAGACGGGUGAUGUGUCCAGCUUGAGUGGGGGAAUGCGUCAAGCUUAAGUGUAAGGAGAGAAGCUUGAUAUAUGACCAUGAGUGAGCGGGAUUAUUCUCCGCUGAGCUCUGCGUGUGUUAGAGCUCUCAGUGACAAGCUCUAUGACAAGAGGAAAGCCGCCGCCCUCGAAAUUGAAAAGAUGGUGAAGGAUUUUUCGUUGGUUGAUAAUCAAGAGCAGAUCAGACGACUUAUUCGGGUCCUGGAGGAAUUUGCCAUGUCCCACAACCCCCACACACGGAAAGGAGGACUCAUAGGACUCGCAGCUGUUGCUAUUGGACUUGGAACUAGGGGUAUUGGCCCAUAUAUUCAGGAGCUUGUCAAUCCAAUUUUGGCUUGCUUCACUGACAGUAAUCCUAAUGUACGAUAUUAUGCAACAGAGUCCCUUUACAAUGUUGUACGAGUAUCACGGGGCACUGUCUUGUCUCAAUUCAAUGAUAUUUUCACUAUCCUCGUUCGUUUGGCUACGGAUGCUGACCAGAAUGUGAAAAAUGGCUCCGAAAUGCUUGAUAGAAUAAUGAAGGAUAUAGUAACAGAAAGUGCCUCCUUUGACUUGGUUGCAUUUAUUCCUGUCCUGCGUGAGAAGUUGUAUGUAAAUAAUCACUGGGCACAGACGCUGGUGGUGUCAUGGGUCUCGGUGCUGCACACAGUACCAGAUGUUGACACCCUCUUGUUCCUCUCCGAAAUUUUGGAAGGGCUGUUUUUCAUCCUGGAAGCUCCCAAGCCAGAAGUGAAAAAAAUGUGAGUUUUUCAGUGGCAU
This is a messenger RNA of Cherax quadricarinatus, 910 nucleotides long. The record is from RefSeq and is a predicted model, not a curated record. Lineage: Eukaryota; Metazoa; Arthropoda; Malacostraca; Decapoda; Parastacidae.